Messenger RNA from Selaginella moellendorffii, 1709 nucleotides. RefSeq lists its product as uncharacterized. The record is from RefSeq and is a predicted model, not a curated record. The transcript is spliced from 5 exons. NCBI's taxonomy places the organism in Eukaryota, Viridiplantae, Streptophyta, Lycopodiopsida, Selaginellales, Selaginellaceae. Gene Ontology annotation, molecular function: transmembrane transporter activity. Bases 116 to 1681 code for a protein of 521 amino acids. Gene Ontology annotation, biological process: transmembrane transport.
UCGUCGAUCGCCCGGCGCAAAUAUUUUCUUUCUCGAGCAGUAGAAGAGAAAGCGAUCGAUUCUAGGUGCUCGAUCGCCGCGGCCCUAAUCUCCAGGAAAUGCGAAGAUCGAUCCAAUGCUGGGGCUGUCAGGGAUCCGGGAGAAGCUCAUCGAGGCCACCAGUGGAUUCGCUGCUGCGUCGACAUCGGCCGAGGAAGGAGGAAGAGGAGCGCCAUCUCCAAAUUUCCGCAGGAAGGGCUCGCUCGUGGCUUCCCCUAGGUAUUUCAAUCGCCGAGUCCCUGUGGAUACCUCGCAGAAUCGUGAUUUUUCCAAGAACGGUAGCCAUGAGCUGCGGCGGAGGUUCCUCUUCCGCCUUGCCAUAGCUCUCCACACUUACGGCAGCUCGGCGUCGAGGACUGAGCAUUUGAUCGAGCGCGCGGCGGAGAGGCUUCACGUAGAUACCAACAUUGCUGUGUUUCCAACGCUCAUCCUUCUGUCCUUCAACGAUAUCGACGACGAUCUCUCGUCUGAGAUUCAUCUCAUAACUGUUGAGAGUGAACUCGAUGUUGGAAAGCUCGCUCGGGCUGACGAGCUCGCCAUUAGCGUGGGAAAGCGAGAUACUCCACUCGUCCUGUCCUACUGGAGACUAAAAGCAAUCGCUACCGCGCCCCAGGAAUUUGGAACUUGGUGGCGGCUCUUUAGUUACGCUUUGUCUGCUUCAAUGGCUUCGCUUCUCUUCUUCAAUGGAAACCUCUGUGACGCUCUCUUCAGCUUUGUUCUCGGACUCUUGGUCGGCGUGCUUGACAUUGUUGCAUCACGCUGGCCACUCUUCGCCAGUGUCAUGGAAUUCAUUGUGGCAGUGCUGGUCUCGUUCCUGGCCAGAGUAUUUUCAAUCUACCUCAAGAAGCUGAAGAUAUGUGUUUCUUCACUGGCACUCUCGGCUCUGGUGGAAUUGCUUCCAGGGAUGCCUCUCACUCUUGGUGUGAGCGAGAUGGUUGCCAAGUCUCACGUCACCGGCACCUCACGCGUAAUUCAUGGCCUCUUCUCGGCCUUGCAGCUUGGAUUUGGAUUGGCAAUCGGGGACAGCUUCUUGUGGUGGUCAAAGGCUCACGACAAGGCUCAUUGUACUCCUCCAUCAAUCUCGAAGUGGUGGAACACGUUAUGGCUAGUCGGAUAUAUCGUCGCUUCCAAUAUCCUGCUGAAUGCUCGGUUGAGCCAAUGGCCAGGGAUGGGACUAGCUGCGACCGUCGGCUAUGUCGUUGCAUAUGCCACAGACAAGCUAGGAACAAGUGCAUCGACAGUACUUGCCGCGUUCUCAGUGGGGAUCACUGGUAAUUCUUGUCUUAAGUUUCAAGUUCCAGACGAUAGCUCGUUUUCCACAGGAACUUUGUACUCUCACCUGACGGGAGAAUUGCCUCUCGCAUUGGUGCUGUCCGGUAUUCUACUCUUGGUUCCUGGAGGCCUUGGAGUGGAAGGCAUUGCGGCCAUGUUUGGAAGGGACGUAGCUUCAGGCAUGGCAUUUGUGUUUGAUAUGCUCGUUGUUGCUCUGUCGAUAACCAUCGGUCUCCUGAUUGCCAAAAUCGUGCAACCGGGCUUCGGAGCUAGCAAGUUCAUGGCUCAUAACAAGAGCACACUUGCAGCCCACCUGGAAGACGAUGCCUCGGACGUAGAAAGGGAAGAACAGGAAAACAUGGCCAUAUGAAAGCCUUAGCCGCGAGAAAGAGUCUGAA